UGACAUCUUUCCUGCCAACUUCAACACAGACUAAGGAUGUUGGUUCACUCGAUAUGUCUACUGAGCCACUAAGACAUAGACAUCAUGUGCUAUCUGAGACAAGACCAGCUACCUUAGGCCAUCGAAACCAACAAUUUGAAGCCGGCAUUGCAAGGAACGUGGCUACAGUGACCGAGGAUAUUUGUGACGCUAUGGAAGAAGACGAUUGGACACAUCCCCAUCCGAAUGCAGAGCUCCACAACAAUGGUAAUUACUACCAAUUUUAAAUGAAUAUUGCACGACAACGAUAGCAUGUAGUCCGACUAAACGUGUGAGUGCAGGCAUGGUUGAACAAGGAGUGGACCAUACACAUACGAAGCCAAAGUUCAUUUCCAAUGGUGAUGAUGAUGAGGGUGUCAUAUUCGAAGAGGAUGAGGAUGAUGAUGAGAACGAUGGAUACCUAUUCGCUGGGCAAUAUGAUGAGAUCGACGAGGACAUCGAGAUCGAUGGUACUCAAGAUGAAUCUACUGCCACUGAUUUGCCUGACCCGUAUGACAAAGUGUACAGUAACGUGCCUGAAGAAACACAUAUGCUGAAGUCAGUUCCCAACUGCGGUUAUUGCACUGCGAAGAAGUUUGAGUAUGAGCCACCUGGGUUUUGUUGUCGUGGUGGGAAGGUUGAGCUAGCCCCACUGGAGACCCCUCCCCAGCUCCGGAGGUUGUGGGAUAGUACAGACUCUGAUGCUAGACACUUUCGUGAUAACAUUAGGUUUUUUAAUGGCCAUUUCUCUUUCACUUCACUGUAUUGUUGCCUCGAUAGUAUGACAACUAAUGUGAGAGAUUCUGGUAUAUACACGUUCCGGGCACAAGGCAUGAUGUACCACAAUAUCAAGUCAUUUGGUAGGGAAGGUGGGGCGGAGCAUAAACACCUUGAGCUUUACUUUUACGAUGAUGAUCCCAAUCUCGAGCAUCGGUACCGUAAGUGCCGCGAAGAAUGUCAACAGAAAGACAAAGAUGUUAUUAAACAAUUAGUUGGCAUACUCCGUGAAAACCCGUACUCUGAGCACCUUAGGAGCAUGGGCCAUGUUGAGAACCUUGAUGACUAUCGUAUCACAUUGAACCUUGACCAAACGUUGAACCAGAAGACAUAUAACACGCCUCUCACUUCAGAGGUCGCUGCUGUCUAG
Messenger RNA from Zea mays, 1165 nucleotides. RefSeq lists its product as uncharacterized. The transcript has 3 exons. NCBI's taxonomy places the organism in Eukaryota, Viridiplantae, Streptophyta, Magnoliopsida, Poales, Poaceae. Bases 323 to 1165 code for a protein of 280 amino acids. The record is from RefSeq and is a predicted model, not a curated record.